AUGUAUCCAAAGAAACUCCUUGCCUUGUUGGCAGCUCCCUUCCUGGCUCAAGCGGCCAUCCAGCCGGGAGAGCUUGUCACGAUCAUCAGUGCCGCCGGCAGCACCAACCAAGCUGCCUGGUGGGCACCGCUGGACCAGUACGGCGGCUACGACCGGUUCGCCUAUCUUCGCAAGCCGCCAGGCGGAUCUACGAGCAACAACAAUGUCAUGGUGGCGCGCCGCUCCAUGUUUUUUGCGGAAUACGCCGGUCACAACACGCCCAGCAUCGCCUGGAAUUACUUCCGUUCAUCAGCCGCCUACAGCAGCACGUUGGUCGACCAAAGCUCAGAGAUGCCCGACCAGACUGCCAUCUUCAUCUAUCCAAUGGUCAAGCGCGGCAACAAUGGUGACCUAUACUCCACAUCCUCCAAGCAGUGGACGCGUGUCAGUAUUUGGGCCUAUAACAAAGGCUACUCUGUCUAUCCAGACGACAUCCAGUUCUCUGAGGGCGACAUGCAUCUGCAGUGGGAGUGGAGCAAGUAUCCAGCAUCCGCCGUCCGUCACGAGGGCAGCUACCUUCGCUACAGACCGUCUACCGACACCUACCGAACAAUCACAGGCGCCACCGUGUCUCUCCCUGUCACGGAAUCAACUGCUGAUCUCAUCUUCCAGCCCCUCACCUCGGGUGCAAGGUACGGAGGGAACAUCAACACCUCACCAGGACCGGCAUCCCAGAGUGCCAAGCUCGCACUCUAUGAGGUCUCGGUCGGCACCGUCCAUGUAUCAAGUGGCCGUCGAUUCAAGAACACGACAGAUGGCGCGUGGCAAGUCCGACGAGCCACAUCCAUCUUUGGCGCAACCAGUCCAUGGACCCGCGAGAUUAUCUACGCCGGCGUGGGGACGACCGCGUCCCUUGGCAUCACGCAUGACGGCACAACGAUUCGGGUCUACUACUUGCGCCAGGGAGACAGUUCGUACGUGCUGGAGAAGACGGGCAACAUGGGCUGGACGAACACGGUCCUCGCGCCGGCCCAUGGCAAGCGGGUUGAGCGCCUGCACGCUGUUAUGCAAGCGGAUGGGGUGGAUAUCCUGUACCUUGGUUCGCCGACGAAUGUCAACUCGUCGACGGGGAGUGUGUACCGGUUGGCAGUCGGUGGAAGAGCAAUGCUGCUUGUGAAGGGUCGGGCACAAUUCCAGCGGUUGCUGGUUCUCGUGCAGUCACUCAAGGAUAGAGCCAUGAUUCUUAUUAGCGUCCAGUCGCUCCUGUUCCUGAUUCAGUUUGCCACUUUGAACCCGUCAUUGCUGGAUGUUUGGUACUUGGUCGGCGUCGGCAUGCGCAUAUGCGUCGACCUGGGUCUCCAUCAAGAUCCUCGAGACGUCGACAAACUUAGCAUGAGCUUGCUCGAGACCCUGAGGCGGCUCUGUUGGAGCAAGGUUUCUUUCGACCAUUCCAUGAGCAUAGGCUGCAGCCGCGUGCAGGAGAUCACGGAUGCGGUGAUCAAUGUCGCGCUUCCAACCUUUUCAAUCGAGACAACAGUCAACGAAGCUGAGAUCCACGGAUGCCUCCAGCGUUAUCGUAUCCUGCAGAUUCAAUCAGAGACAUAUGACUAUCUAAAGGCCGCGUCGAGCCCAGAGUUCCCAGACCCGGCAACGAUUGUCGCAUGGCUUGGGCAGAAGCUCUCAGCCCGGCACGUGAAGAAGCGCGGCGCAUACAAGUUCGUUAGCUGGACCUUGUGGACAACGAUCAAGGACAACGAUCAAGAACAUCUUGUACAUCCUGCGGACCUUGAGUGA
Emericellopsis cladophorae is the source of this 1773-nucleotide messenger RNA. RefSeq lists its product as uncharacterized. Gene Ontology annotation, molecular function: zinc ion binding; sequence-specific DNA binding; DNA-binding transcription factor activity, RNA polymerase II-specific. Gene Ontology annotation, biological process: positive regulation of transcription by RNA polymerase II; DNA-templated transcription. NCBI's taxonomy places the organism in Eukaryota, Fungi, Ascomycota, Sordariomycetes, Hypocreales, Bionectriaceae. Bases 1 to 1773 code for a protein of 590 amino acids. The record is from RefSeq and is a predicted model, not a curated record. The transcript is spliced from 7 exons.